Nothobranchius furzeri (turquoise killifish) is the source of this 2721-nucleotide messenger RNA. The record is from RefSeq and is a predicted model, not a curated record. Lineage: Eukaryota; Metazoa; Chordata; Actinopteri; Cyprinodontiformes; Nothobranchiidae.
AUAAUAAUAAAAUUAUUAUAUGAGCCAGGGAGGAUAGACUUUAUUCAGAGAGGAUACAUAAGAGUCCUGCGUCUCCUGCAGCCUUGAUGCCGUUCUGGCACACCACAGGAUAAAUUAGGAGUAUUGGCUCAAGUUCAUAGACUUCAUAUCAACAUCAGUGUCAGAUUGACCUGCAUGAAGAAGUCUGGCCUGGUUAUGUCACUAGUAUGUGUGCUUUAUUAGUCACACACUGAACACACAGGUUCUUGCUGUUCAUCCAGAGUCGUGUCCACUAGGUGGCAGCAGUGCACCUUUACGUUGGUUGUACAGAAGAAGAAGAAACCCGGAAGCUGCUAGCAGCGCUAGCUUGUUGUUGUUCUGGUGUGUGAGGUGAAUGAAUAUUUGAGUCUCUGGGAGAGUUGAUCGGCUAAAGCGACUAACUGCUGCUGCUGCAGAAAUCUUCUCACCAAACUGUGGAAACUUUCUUCUCCUCCUCAACAACUUGGUGGACUUCUUUCCAGAACCAGAGAAGAUAUUCUGCGGUCUUCGUGACAAUCGGAGCUCCAGAAGCAGCUGUUAGCUAAACACGGCUAAAGAAAACCUGCUACCACUUCAGGAUCCAUCAGCUGGGACUGCUUCAUCAGCAUGGACACAGAUGUUCUCCAGAUGGUUAAAGAAGAAGCUCCUGAAGAUCAGAGUGCUGGUGUGGACCAGCAGCACCCAGAACAGUUCCACAUAAAGGAGGAACAGGAGGAACUCUGGACCAGUCUGGAAGGAGAGCAGCUCCUUUUGAAGAAGGAGACUAAUUCUGCCAGGUUUCCAUUCAUAUCAGGUUCUAUAAAAAGUGAGGAUGAUGAAGACAAACCUCUGGUCUUACAUCUUCUUUAUCAGCAGCAAAUAGAGGACAGAGAUGUUCCAACCAACAGCUCAGCUGACCAGACAACAGCAGAAACUGGCAGAGAAGCAGAAUCUAGCAGGAACCCAGUUCUGAACCCCGAUGAACAGAUAUCUGAUUCUUUACAGACUGAAGUUAGUGGAGAUGAUGUGAAUCUAAAUGUUGAGCUAUUAGACUCUAGUCACAUUCAUAAUAAAUGUUUAAACAGACACAUGAGAGUCCACACAAGAGAGAAACCCUUUGCCUGUGAGCUCUGUGAACAAAUAUUUAGUCAUAAAUCCACAUUAAACCAUCACACAAGAGUCCACACAGGACAGAAACUGUUUGCGUGUGACCUCUGUGGAAAAAGCUUUAAUCGAAGGACAAUUUUGAAUACUCACAUGAGAGUCCACACAGGACAGAAACCCUUUGUGUGUGAGCUCUGUGAACAAAGAUUUAGUCAAAAAUCAACAUUAAACACUCACAUGAGAGGCCAUACAGGACAGAAACCGUUUGUGUGUGAACGCUGUGGAAAAAGCUUUAAUCGAAGGACAAAUUUGAAUACUCACAUGAGAAUCCACACAGGACAGAAAUUGUUUGCGUGUGAACUCUGUGGAAAAAGCUUUAAUCAAAAGACAAAUUUGAAUACUCACAUGAGAGUCCACACAGGACAGAAACCCUUUGUGUGUGAGCUCUGUGAACAAAGAUUUAGUCAAAAAUCAGCAUUAAAUACUCACAUGAGAGUCCACACAGGACAGAAACCGUUUGCUUGUGAACGCUGUGGAAAAAGCUUUAAUCGAAGGACAAAUUUGAACACUCACAUGAGAGUCCACACAGGACAAAAACCCUUUGUGUGUGAGCUAUGUGGACAAAGAUUUAGUUUUAAGCAAACAUUAAACAUACACAUGAGAGUCCACACAAGAGAGAAACCCUUUGCCUGUGAGCUCUGUGAACAAAGAUUUAGUCGUAAAUUCACAUUAAACCGUCACAUGAGAGUCCACACAGGACAGAAAUUGUUUGCGUGUGAGCUCUGUGAACAAAGAUUUAGUCAAAAAUCAACAUUGAACACUCACAUGAGAGUCCACACAGGACAGAAACCGUUUGCGUGUGAACUCUGUGGAAAAAGCUUCACUCUAAAGGGAAAUUUGAACGCUCACAUGAGAGUCCACACAGGACAAAAACCCUUUGACUGUGAGCUAUGUGGACAAAGAUUUAGUUUUAAGCAAAUAUUAAACACUCACAUGAGAGUCCACACAAGAGAGAAACCCUUUGUGUGUGAGCUCUGUGAACAAAGAUUUAGGCAAAAAUCUACAUUAAACGGUCACAUGAGAAUCCACACAGGACAGAAACCGUUUGCGUGUGAACUCUGUGGAAAAAGCUUUACUCUAAAGACAAAUUUGAACACUCACAUGAGAGUCCACACAGGGCACAAACCGUUUGUGUGUGAACUCUGUGGGAAAAGCUUUAAUCGAAGGACAAAUUUGAACACUCACAUGAGAGUCCACACAGGACAGAAACUCUUUGCCUGUGAGUUAUGUGGACAAAGAUUUAGCUGUAAGAAAAAUUUAAACAGUCACAUGAGAGUCCACAAAGGACAUUACAAAUAAAUUUAAAGUGCACUUUUACUGAUAAACAGUAUAAAUACGUGACAAAAUGCUGUAGACAAUUGAGGUCAUUAUUUUAGCAUUUUUGUGCAUCUUAUGUAACCCUCCCACUGUCCCUUGAGGUCCACAUGGCAGGGGUGAGGAGUGAGCACCACCUCACCCCUGUCACGUGGACCUUAAGGGAUGAACCAUCAACCCUGCUCAAUGGUCAACUUUCCUCGCGGGGUCACACAUUAGGACAGUGGGAGGGUUAGAAUGUAAACA